CGUGUGAAUGAGAACCAUGAGAGGUGUCAGUGUGUGGACGCUGCUUGCUGCUGCAUGUGUUUACCUGGACAUUGCUCGCUCAGAGGCAGACAGCUGUCAAAAAUGUGACUCCAGCAACUUCUGUAACUGCUCUUCAAUGAACUUAGUGACUAUUCCACGUGUGUUGGAGAAAGUCUCAAGAUUGAACCUCUCCUACAACUUCAUAACGCACAUCAAGGAAACUGAUCUCACUAAGCAUAUUAAACUCAAAGUACUUAUGCUACAAUCAAAUGAAAUACAGUCUAUUGAUGACCAGGCAUUUAAGAGCAACGUGGUCCUAGAAUACCUUGAUUUGUCCAAUAACUCCUUGAUCCAACUCUCACCAGCUUGGUUUCUGCAUCUUUCCAAAUUACAACACCUGGAUCUUUCAGGGAAUAAAUACAGAAACCUGGGACCAGGCAGACUUUUCUCACAUCUGGAAAGCCUCCGGUGGUUAAAAGUUGGAAACGCUUUCUUGUCUAAUCUAAAGAAAGAUGACUUUGAAGGAAUUUCACAUCUCGAUGACUUUAUUUUACUGGGAAACAAAUUAGAAUCAUACGAAGACAGAAGUUUCAGUUCUUUCCAAAAUGUAAGCCAUGCCACUAUGAAUUUACAUGACCCAUUCCAAAAAAAACAGUCCUUAGUUCAACGGAUUAUCUGGGAUUUAGCACCAGCCACCACCCAUGUUGAACUGAGAGACUUAGAAUAUCUGAGUUCCAGUGAUACUCAAUUAUUUUCAUUGCCAAAUAAUUCAUCAGUGAAGAAAUAUACCUUCAGAAAUAGUUCUCUGAGUGACAAUACAAUAUAUGUUUUACUAAAAAAUAUAAGAGACAGUGGAAUAUCUGAACUAGUUGCAGAAAAUUGUGCAUUUUCAGGAAGAGGAGAAUGGCACAAAGUUAAAGAUAUGACAUGUGAAUCACUUAUUUCACUGACAAUCAGACAUAUAUCCAUAAAACAGUUUUAUUUAUUUUUUGAUCUUUCGUUCCUUCAUGGCUUGAUAUCCCAUGUUAGAACAGCUAGGUUGACAAACUUGAACUUGUUCAUGAUGCCAUGUGGUAUAUCCCAACAUUUUCAAAGAUUGGAGUAUCUUGAUUUAAGGGAGAAUUUGCUCACUGAUUUAAUGAUGAAAGAAAUGGUUUGUGAGAACUCCUGGUCUUCCCUGAUGUACCUUAUUCUGAGAAAGAAUAAGUUGCAUUCUCUCAAGAAAAUUAGCCCGAUUUUAUCUAACAUUACCCACCUGACGCACCUCGAUUUAAGCCAGAAUACAUUAAGUGAUGUUGAUUCUUGUGUAUGGUCAAAAACUCUUCAAUUUCUAAACCUUUCAGGCAGUCAAUUAAGUACUAUAUCACAGUGCAUCCCUCCAAAUAUCGAGGUGUUGGAUUUAAGCAACAAUAACAUAAGGACAUUCACUACCCACCUUCCUUCUCUCAGAGAACUAAAUGUGUCCAAUAACAAGCUGAUGUAUUUACCAGGCGGUGGCUAUCUACCAAACGUGAAGAUUCUGAUGAUCAGUGGGAAUAAUCUCAUCUCUAUGUCCAGUGAUGAAAUCACGACAUUCGAUAAGUUGACAACAUUGGAUGCUGGAAAGAACCAUUACAUCUGUUCCUGUGAAUUCUUGACCUAUAUAAACAAAUACCUAACCCACUCAAUACAACUGCUGAACUGGCCGGAAAACUACAUUUGUGAUUCACCUUUAGUUGUCAAGCGAAUGAUUGUGAAAAAUACCAAGCGCUCUUUCUUUGACUGUCACACAACACUCUCUGUCACCUUGUCGUGUGUGGCUUUGUGUUUGCCAAUAGCUAUUGUGGGACUAUUGUGCUACAAGUAUCACGGGAUCUGGUACAUCCAAAUGACCUGGGCGUGGCUCCAGGCAAAAAGGAAGCCAAAGAAAGUGAGGAAUAAUAAUAUUUUCUACGACGCAUUUGUUUCUUACAGCGAGAUGGAUUCUGAGUGGGUGGAAAACGUCUUGCUGAGGGAAUUAGAAAAUACCCAUCCACCAGUGACACUCUGUCUUCAUAAGCGCGAUUUCAUCCCAGGGAAGUGGAUAAUUGACAACAUCAUUGAGUCCAUUGAGAAGAGCAGAAAGACCCUGUUUGUCUUGUCUCAACACUUUGUCCAAAGCGAGUGGUGCAAGUACGAGCUGGACUAUUCUCAUUUCCGUCUGUUUGAUGAGAAUAAUGACACCGCCAUUCUUGUUCUGUUGGAGCCAAUCCCAAAGGAAACCAUUCCUCAGCGAUUCUGUAAGCUUAGGAAACUGAUGAACACAAAAACCUAUUUGGAAUGGCCUGAGGAUGAAGUAGAACAGAAAAUCUUCUGGUUUAACUUAAAAGUAGCAUUAAAAGGUGAGGAAAACAUAGGAUGUCAACAAGACUGAGGCACUCCUCUUGGCUGCCGUCAGCAUCGCCAUCCCUCGGACGCUGACAGAAUCUCCCUUCAUGGACCUUGAACUCUCCUUCAUACCCCACAUCCCUGACAUGACUG
Messenger RNA from Callorhinchus milii (elephant shark), 2499 nucleotides. Its product is annotated as toll-like receptor 2. Bases 8 to 2392 code for a protein of 794 amino acids. The transcript has a single exon. Gene Ontology annotation, biological process: inflammatory response; toll-like receptor signaling pathway; immune response. Gene Ontology annotation, cellular component: membrane. Gene Ontology annotation, molecular function: protein binding; transmembrane signaling receptor activity; triacyl lipopeptide binding. NCBI's taxonomy places the organism in Eukaryota, Metazoa, Chordata, Chondrichthyes, Chimaeriformes, Callorhinchidae. The record is from RefSeq and is a predicted model, not a curated record.